AUGACAGAUGCUCAAACAAUACCUGUUGGGAGGUUAGAUGAUGAAGUACCCACAAGCCAGAGAACGAAAUUGCUUGCCGUAGUCUUCUUUUUCACAAGGCUGGUUCGAAAACACGGUAAGUUGAAAAAAGCAGCAGUCGAGAGGUUUGCCGAGAAAUUGAUACUUCAGGAAAAAUAUAAAAAUCACUGGUAUCCAGAAAAACCAUCAAAAGGCAGAUGCAUUCGUGUCAAUAAGUUUCAGAGAGUUGAUCCUGAUGUCCUGAAAGCCUGUGAGGACAGCUGCAUUUUGUACAGUGACCUGGGCUUGCCAAAGGAACUCACUCUAUGGGUGGACCCAUGUGAGGUGUGCUGUCGGUAUGGAGAGAAAAACAACGCAUUCAUUGUUGCCAGCUUUGAAAAUGAGGAUGAGAACAAGGAUGAGAUUUCCAAGAAGGUGACCAGGGCCCUUGAUAAGGUUACCUCUGAUUAUCAUUCGGGGUCCUCUUCUUCAGAUGAAGAAACAAGUAAGGAAGUAGAAGUGAAACCCAAUUCAGUGGCUGCGACCCCCGGCCCCGUGUACCAGAUUUCAGAGCUGAUAUUUCCGCCUCUUCCAAUGUGGCGCCCUUUACCCAGAAGAAAACCAGGAAUGUACCGAGGGAAUGGUCAUCAAAGUCACUACCCUCCUCCUGUUCCAUUUGGUUAUCCAAGUCAGGGAAGGAAGAAUAAACCAUAUCGCCCAAUUCCAGUAACAUGGGUACCUCCUCCUGGAAUGCACUGUGACCCGGAUCACUGGAUUAAUCCUCACAUGUUAGCACCUCACUAGCUGCUUUGAUUCUGUUGGUGUCAUGUUGAGAGAAGGAAGAAUAAACCAUAUCGCCCAAUUCCAGUAACAUGGGUACCUCCUCCUGG
Molecule: messenger RNA, 887 nt
Organism: Physeter macrocephalus (sperm whale)
Lineage: Eukaryota; Metazoa; Chordata; Mammalia; Artiodactyla; Physeteridae
Product: protein BTG3-like
Biological process (GO): negative regulation of mitotic cell cycle; negative regulation of cell population proliferation
Cellular component (GO): nucleus; cytoplasm
Source: RefSeq, a predicted model, not a curated record